Otolemur garnettii (small-eared galago) is the source of this 4395-nucleotide messenger RNA. It is a transcript of the gene MYOM2, whose product is annotated as myomesin 2. The record is from RefSeq and is a predicted model, not a curated record. Gene Ontology annotation, molecular function: protein binding. The transcript has 37 exons. Bases 1 to 4395 code for a protein of 1464 amino acids. NCBI's taxonomy places the organism in Eukaryota, Metazoa, Chordata, Mammalia, Primates, Galagidae.
AUGUCCCUGGUGGCGCUCCCCUUCUACCAAAAGAGACACAGACACUUGGAUCAGUCAUAUCGAAACACUCGAGCAAGGUACCUGCUGGAUGAAUACGCUUCAAAAAGACGAACUUCGACCCACUCGUCUUCCCUGAAGUCCCUUUCUCAGCGGUCAUCUUCACAUAGAGCUUCCAGCCAGACGUCAAAGGGAGCAACCACGUGCAGGAUCUGUGCGAAACGCCUGAGUGAGCUGGAGGAGGAGCAGCAUGAACACAAGAGUAGGUACCAGUCCCUGGAGGCCGCCUAUGGCGAGGCCAAGCGCCAGCGCUUCCUCAAGGAGCUGGCCCAGAUGGAAGACAGUGUGUACCUGGCACGUUCCCAGGCUCAGGAAAAGCUGGACAAAUACGCCCUUCAGGAGAUGGUGGAGGACAGGCUGUCCUGGGAGCGGCCCUCUUUUGCAGAACGGAUGCGCAGGGCCCCGGAGAUCCUGGUGCGGCUGAGGUCACACACCGUCUGGGAGAGGAUGUCUGUGAAGCUGUGCUUCACCGUGCAGGGGUUCCCCACACCUGUGGUGCAGUGGUAUAAAGACGGCAGCCUGAUCUGCCAGGCGGCUGAGCCAGGGAAGUAUCGCAUCGAGAGCAACUAUGGCGUGCACACACUGGAGAUCAACAGGGCAGACUUUGACGACACCGCAACAUACUCAGCAGUGGCUACCAACGCCUACGGCCAGGUGUCGACCAAUGCCGCAGUGGUGGUGAGACGGUUCCGAGAUGAGGAAGAGCCGUUCCACUCAGUGGUUCUCCCUAUUGGAUUGCCCUUCUCGUCUGUGAUCCCCUACACGCACUUUGAUGUUCAGUUUUUGGAGAAAUUUGGGGUCACCUUCAGAAGAGAAGGAGAGACAGUCACUCUCAAGUGCACGAUGUUGGUGACGCCUGACUUGAGGCGGGUGCAGCCACGGGCCGAGUGGUAUCGGGACGAUGUGCUGUUGAAAGAGUCCAAGUGGACCAAGAUGUUCUUUGGGGAAGGCCAGGCCUCCCUGUCCUUCAGCCACCUGAACAAGGACGACGAGGGCCUCUACACGCUGCGGAUCGUGUCUCGGGGCGGCGUCAGCGAGCACAGAGCCUUCCUGUUCGUCAGAGACGCUGACCCGCUGGUCACAGGGGCCCCCGGAGCUCCCAUGGACCUGCAGUGCCACGAUGCAAACCGGGAUUACGUCAUCGUGACCUGGAAACCUCCCAACACGACCACCGAGAGCCCCGUCAUUGGCUACUUCAUCGACCGAUGUGAAGUGGGCACUAAUAAUUGGAUCCAAUGCAACGAUGCACCAGUAAAAAUAUGCAAAUACCCUGUCACGGGGCUUUUUGAAGGACGGUCUUACGUGUUCCGAGUCAGGGCUGUCAACAACGCGGGCAUCAGCCGGCCCUCCAGGGUCUCGGAGCCAGUGGCUGCACUGGACCCUGGUGACCUCAGAAGGUUACAAGCAAUUCAUUUGGAGGGAGAGAAGGAAAUUGUAAUCUAUCAGGAUGACCUUGAAGGUGACGUGCAGAUCCCAGGACCCCCCACCAAUGUGCAGGCCACCGAGGUCAGUAGGAACUACGUCGUCCUCAGCUGGGAGCCUCCUACUCCUCGUGGCAAGGACCCCUUGAUGUACUUCAUCGAGAAGUCUGUGGUCGGCAGCGGCACCUGGCAGAGGGUGAAUGCCCAGACAGCUGUGCGGUCCCCGCGUUAUGCUGUCUUUGACCUCGCUGAGGGGAAAUCCUACGUGUUCCGCGUUCUGUCAGCAAAUAAGCAUGGCUUGAGUGACCCGUCAGAAAUAACUUCUCCCAUUCAGGCCCAGGACACCAUCGUCACUCCUUCUGCUCCCGGUCGGGUUCUGGCUUCACGAAACACCAAGACGUCUGUCGUGGUGCAAUGGGACAAGCCCAAGCAUGAGGAGGACCUGCUGGGGUACUACGUGGACUGCUGCGUGGCGGGGACCAACAUCUGGGAGCCGUGCAACCACAAGCCCAUCAAGUACAACAGGUUCGUGGUGCAUGGCUUGACCACCGGAGAGCAGUACAUCUUCCGAGUCAAGGCCGUCAACGCUGUGGGGACCAGCGAGAACUCCCAGGAAUCUGAGGCCAUCAGGGUCCAGGCUGCCCUCACUGUGCCGUCCCACCCGUACGGGAUUACGCUUCUGAACUGCGAUGGCCAUUCCAUGACCCUGGGCUGGAAGGUGCCCAAAUUCAGCGGCGGCUCGGCCAUCCUGGGUUACUACAUAGACAAGCGAGAGGUCCAUCACAAGAACUGGCACGCGGUCGAUCCUUCGCCCAUCAAAGAGACCAUCUUCACGGUGGAGGACUUGACGGAAGGCUCAUUUUAUGAGUUCAAAAUUUCUGCCACCAACCUGGCAGGUGUUGGGGAGCCAUCAGACCCCAGUGAGCACUUCAAAUGUGAGGCCUGGACCAUGCCUGAGCCUGGUCCUGCCUACGACCUGACGUUCUGUGAGGUCAGGGACUCCUCUCUGGUCCUGCUCUGGAAAGCCCCUGUGUACUCUGGCGGCAGCCCCAUUUCAGGGUACUUUGUGGAUUUCAAGGAAGAGGAUGCUGGAGAAUGGCUCACUGUAAACAAGACGACCACUGCACAUCGUUACUUAAAGGUCUGUGACCUUCAUCAGGGGAAAACCUAUGUCUUCAGGGUCCGUGCAGUGAACGCCAAUGGUGUGGGGCGGCCGUCAGAUAUGUCGGAGCCAGUGCUUGUGGAGGCGAAGCCAGGCACCAAGGAAAUCAGUGCUGGCGUGGACGAGGACGGCAACAUCUACCUGAGCUUCCAGUGCCAGGAGAUGACCGACGCCUCCCAGUUCUCCUGGUGUAGAUCCUACGAGGAGAUCACAGACGAGGCGCGGUUCCGCGUGGAGACCGUGGGGGACUGUUCAAAGCUGUACUUGAAGAACCCAGAUAAGGAAGAUUUGGGGACUUACUCUGUGUCGGUGAGCGACACAGAUGGUGUGUCCUCCAGCUUUGUUCUGGAUGCGGAAGAGCUUGAACGUUUGAUGGUACUGAGCAAUGAAAUCAAGAAUCCUACAAUCCCUCUGAAAUCAGAAUUAGCUUAUGAGAUUUUUGAUAAGGGCCAGGUCCGCUUCUGGCUGCAGGCGGAGCACUUAUCGCCUGACGCCAGCUACCGUUUCAUUAUUAAUGACAGAGAAGUCUCUGACAGCGAGGCACACAGAAUUAAAUGUGACAAAGCCACGGGCAUUAUUGAGAUGGUAAUGGAUCGAUUUUCCAUCGAGAACGAGGGCACCUACACCGUGCAGAUUCAUGAUGGGAAAGCCAAGAGCCAGUCUUCUCUGGUUCUGAUUGGCGACGCAUUCAGGGCUGUCCUAGAUGAAGCUGAAUUUCAAAGAAAGGAAUUUCUCAGGAAGCAAGGCCCCCAUUUUGCUGAGUAUCUGCACUGGGAUAUCACGGAAGAAUGUGAAGUUCGCCUGGUCUGUAAGGUUGCAAACACCAAGAAAGAAACUGUUUUCAAAUGGCUCAAAGAUGAUGUUCUGUAUGAAACGGAAGUGCCAGACCUGCAGAAGGGGGUCUGUGAGCUGCUUAUACCCAAGUUGUCAAAGAAGGACCACGGUGAAUACAAAGCCACCUUGAAGGACGAGAGAGGCCAGGAUGCGUCUGUCCUGGAAAUCGCUGGCAAAGUGUAUGAGGAUAUGAUUUUGGCCAUGAGUCGAGUCUGUGGAACGUCUGCUUCUCCACUGAAGAUACUCUGCACGCCAGACGGAAUCAGACUCCAGUGUUUCAUGAAGUAUUUUAUGGAAGAAAUGAAAGUGAACUGGUAUCACAAGGAUGCUAAGAUUCCAUCGAGCGACCACAUGCGGAUCGGAGGCAGUGAGGAGAUGGCCUGGCUGCAGAUCUGUGAGCCCACGGAGAAGGAUAAAGGCAAAUACACCUUCGAGAUCUUUGAUGGCAAAAACAACCACCAACGCUCACUUGACCUGUCUGGACAAGCCUUUGAUGAAGCAUUUGCAGAAUUCCAGCAACUCAAGGCCGCUGCUUUUGCAGAGAAGAAUCGUGGCAGGGUGGUUGGUGGUCUGCCUGACGUGGUGACCAUAAUGGAAGGAAAGACCCUGAACCUGACCUGCACGGUGUUUGGAAAUCCUGACCCUGAGGUGGUUUGGUUCAAGAACGACAAGGACAUGGAGCUGAGUGACCACUUCUCCGUGAAGGUGGAGCAGGCCAAGUAUGUCAGCAUGACCAUCAAAGGUGUGACCUCCGAGGACUCGGGCAAGUACAGCAUGAGUGUUAAGAACAAGUACGGAGGGGAGAAGAUCGACGUCACUGUCAGCGUGUACAAGCAUGGGGAGAAGAUCCCGGAGGUGGCCCUGCCCCAGCAGGCCAAGCCCAAGCUCAUCCCAGCAUCUGCCUCAUCUCCAACCGAAUAA